ACUUGUCGCAACAUCCAGACAGUUGAAAUGUGCGCGGUGGACGGGCGGUACUGUACGGAACUCGGAAACUUUAUUGGAUUUCUUUUUUCUUUUUUUUCUCUUUUUACAUUUCUGAUUUUUGGUGCAUUCAUCUAGCACGUGGAAUACACAAUAAAUCAACGUCGGAACAAAAACAAUCGAGGCAACAAAGUGUGGCUUAAAACCAGCGAGAGAGAGAGCUACACGAAGAAGAGAGAAAAAUAUGACGACGGUGGACGCCCGAAGUUUACCCGGAGAGCCGCCGUACACUUACGCCCCGGCUAGCUCCAUCGCAACCUUGCACGCUCAGCACAGCCUACACGCAGUGCCCCAUCUCCUGUGCCGUCUGGACAGGGAUCGUGGGGAGGACAAGCCCCCAUUCGGGGGACUGCUUGCCCCCUCCCCGCUCUACCACACCGUAUUCAGGCCGCAAGCCUUCCGUGUCCCAAUGUCGGCGGCGGGAUCCCUCCAGCAGCCUCGCCAUCAACCACAACAGCAGCACCACCAUCACCAGAAUCAUCAUCACCAGCAGCAGCAGGCUAACAAUCACCAUCCGGAGAAUCACCACCGCCACCACCAUCUCCACCACCCGGCCGUGCAGCCGCACCAGCCGGCCGCGGCCCCUCCGGCCGGCUCCACCACCUCUUUCCUCGUCAAAGACAUCCUGUCCCAAAGAACUCCCAUCCACAAACCCAUCCCCAAGCAUCCGGCCUCCUGCACCACCUGCAACUGUCUCCGGCAGACCCAGCAGCAACACCAGCAACAGCAGCAGCAGCAGCAGCAGCAGCAGCGGAACGGUAGCGGAGAGGGCCGAGGGGAGGGGAGCCCCUCGCCCGCUGCCGGUGGCGUGGCUGCAUGCGAGCAUGGCUUCGGACUCAAAUUCGGCGUGAACGCGAUUCUCUCGGCUGACGCAUGCUCGUCGCAGGGUGCGUCUGCGAUGUGCACGACAUCUGUGAGUGGUGUAGCCUUGAGCAGCGGCUACAAGCAUCUCGGAACGUCUCUGGCUCAUCUCACCAGACCACUGUAUGGAACGGGCGUGCAUUCCACCAUGGCUGCAAGGAACCCGUUUUUACCAGUUACUCCAUCCUCGGUCAUACCCGUGCCAGGGACCUUCCCUUGGCCGGGGGCCGCCCGCGGGAAGCCCCGGCGGGGAAUGCUGCGGCGCGCGGUGUUCUCCGACGCCCAGCGUAAGGGCCUGGAGAAGAAGUUCCAGCAGCAGAAAUAUAUCAGCAAACCGGACAGGAAGAAACUAGCCGCCAAGCUGGGACUCAAAGACUCGCAGGUGAAAAUCUGGUUCCAGAAUCGGCGCAUGAAGUGGCGUAACUCCAAAGAGCGGGAGCUUCUGUCGUCCGGCGGGUCGCGGGAGUCCACCUUGCCCAACAAGUCCAAUCCCAACCCGGACCUGAGCGAUGUUGCGGAGGGGAAGGUCAGCCCCGAUGCCCAGCACCACCAGCAUGGCUAUCCGCAUCACCACCCACACCAGCACCACAACCAUCACCCGGGUCACUCGGCGGCCGGCGGCCUGAUGGCGGACCAGGGCUCGGACACGGAGGAGAUGCUGGAGUCUCCCGCCAGCAGCCCCUGUCCCAGCCCACUGUUGAUGGGCGACCACCAGGCGGUCGACGAAGAAGGGCGCAGGGGACAGAGCCCGACCAUGGCCGGUCGGGACGGAGAUUACGAGAACGAGGAAGAGGAGCGGGACAUUGACGUCAUGUGAUGUCACCAGGUUCAAGGGUUGUUGCAGAACUUUAGGCUACGUUGAGAAUGGCGCCAGAUCUGAAACUCAGUGUUGUGUGAAUUCCGGAUCCCCUUGAAAACCAGACCCAGUGUGCGUGUGUGCAUGCGUAUCAGCUACCAUGGGACGUUUGGAUGAAUUUGAAUAGAUACGAUCUCAAUUUCUAAAAGCUGAAUCAUUGGGGUUAGUUCUGAGGCCUCCUUGCCCCAGCCAUCUUCGUACUUAAUCCUGUUGCGCUCGCAGCGUGUAUAUAAGCGAAAGUGGAUGGGUUUAAAUUGUACAGGAAACCGAACCUCCUGACGUCACAACACCAUGGUUAACUACAUCACGACGACGUCAAAGUUGUCGUAUGGUGGAGCUAUGUAAUAGCUCGACCUUCAGAAUCGAGCAAAGCAAUACUACGUCUUUGUAAAUAUUCUUGAUUUUUUAUAUCAUACGGAUUAAUGAAUCUACGAAUUAACUUAUUUUCCUAUUUCUGUGCGUGCGUGAUUUAAAUAUUCACAGCAUUUUGAUUUUUGUGUCGCGUGGAAAUAAUUUGCUGAUCCCUUGUACAGCAAGGCGCUCCAUAGCGGAUCCUCCUUUCGUUUUACGGCCGUUUGAAGAACAAAUAAUUGUGUUAGUGGUAAUAUUUGGACGUCGUGAAUCUAUUGUCGAUAUUUUCCAACGUAGAGUAUAAAUUAAUGAUGUAGGCCAACAGGUGCAAUCUUAAUAUAUGUCUGUAAAUAAUUCUUGCGUAUAGCUAUUACCAGUUGUUUUGGUUCCAGAUGUUAAAACUUUUUCAUAUUUUUCAUGGUUUCCUUUUAAAAAAGAGAGAUAAAUAAUUUCAACCCGUCAUUUUGACUAAACGGUGGUUGAGACAUUGCAUAGCCAGUAUGGUUCGCUAGCUACGGAGUUAUUAAUGCCAAAAUAUGUUCAUCAGUAGAGUACCAGUCACUCUUUGUUAUCAGUGGCUGGUGCCCAGAAUCAGAAAACGAAACAAAAUCAAAGCACAAGCCGGUGUAACGGUUAUGAAAUACUACACAAUAGACAUUACUCAGUUGUGUCAUUAAAAUAGGACGAAAACUGAAUCGAUAUUUUUUGUCAAAUAAAUUAAGAGAAACAGCUACACAUAGAAGCCGUAGCGUAUGUAGAAUGCCAAUGAGUUUGUUGGCGUCUGUUAUUUAUCAAACUGAGCAAAACCUUUUUUCUUUUCUUAGCUAUAUUCCUUUGACAGCAGCUCAUUUCAUUUUAUUUGUCAGUUUCUCCCGCCAGAUUUCACGCAAACAGUUAUAGGCAUCUUCUGAGGCUUCGUUUAUAGCUUUUCGUUCAUUCCAGGAAAACAUAAAUAUAUUGACAAAAUACAAAAACGAUUUGACUCUCUCAUUUUUACAUGUACUCUUUCAAAUAAAUAAAAUGUGUACUUGGAAUAAAAAAGGUGAA
Molecule: messenger RNA, 3172 nt
Organism: Acanthaster planci (crown-of-thorns starfish)
Lineage: Eukaryota; Metazoa; Echinodermata; Asteroidea; Valvatida; Acanthasteridae
Gene: dbx1
Product: developing brain homeobox 1
Biological process (GO): regulation of transcription by RNA polymerase II
Molecular function (GO): DNA binding; DNA-binding transcription factor activity, RNA polymerase II-specific
Source: RefSeq, a predicted model, not a curated record